Drepanopeziza brunnea f. sp. 'multigermtubi' MB_m1 is the source of this 597-nucleotide messenger RNA. RefSeq lists its product as uncharacterized. The record is from RefSeq and is a predicted model, not a curated record. NCBI's taxonomy places the organism in Eukaryota, Fungi, Ascomycota, Leotiomycetes, Helotiales, Drepanopezizaceae.
AUGGUCUCCCUUUCAAACCUCGUCUUCGGACUCUCCAUCCUCGCCACCAGCGCAGUAGCUCAGUUCACCCUCACCGUCGUCCACCCCGACUCACCACUCGAUGGAUUGAAGGUCCACGCUUCAGCCCAGGCUUUCUACCUUGGUCUCUCCGGCCCUUCAACGUACUGCCCUUCCGUCGUUGAGCCCUACUGCCCAGACAAGACAGACACCGUUUUCGCAGGGAUGGGCGGAAUGUGGGUCAACGUCCCAGGUGGCCAACAGACUUACGUCCGCGCCGAUGGUGUCUUCGGCUACACCCAAGCCCACUCAGCCUACGUCCCAGAAGGUGCCUACCGAGGUGGCUUCGUCAACGUGAUUCUCAGUGGGGAUUGCAUUGAAGACGUCGCGGUGUACACCUGGCAGGAUCCUGAUGGGUCGGAGGACGAUGCAGGUAUCCUCGCCUGUCCUGACGUUCCUUAUUACAUGAAUGGCACGGCGACGUACCAGAUCUACGCCAAGACCCCGGAGUUCAAUCUUACGAACUGUGUGGAGUUGGGGGGUCUGAAGCCGACCGCUUGGCCCCAGAAUGCUGGGUUUGGUGCUUGGCAGUAUACUUGA